GUAACCAUUCAGACGUUAAUGUCUAGCUGCUCAGUGACACCGUUAGCCGUCACAGCUCCCUUGACAUCAUUUAUAAACCUGCAUGAAUAUAUAUAGUUGAAAAUCGGAAAGUACACAUUUGUUUGUUUAGGCCUCGUUUAAUACACUAUAUUCCUCUACACGUGGUCAUCAUGGGCGAGGUGGAGCUGUCCUGUCGGGCUUAUGUCAAGAUGUACCUGCACUGCUGUCUGUUUCCGCGCUGCAGCAUCAACGGGCUGCUGCUGUCGUCCAGCACGACAGGAGACGCGGUGUGUGUGACGGACUGUGUCCCGCUGCUUCACUCCCACCUGUCCCUGGCCCCCAUCACCCAGCUGGCCCUCACACAGGUGGAUGUUUGGUGUUCACAGACUCAGCAGAGGAUAGUGGGAUACUAUCAGGCCAAUGCCUGCGUAUCGGACAGUAGCCCGACGCCGUGCGCGCUGAAGAUAGCCGAUAAGAUUUCUGAGCAGUUUGAAAAUGCAGUUUUGUUAAUGCUCGACGGCAGUAAGAUGUCUGCAGACUAUCGGGUUCCUCCCAUCGUGAUGUACGAGCGCAAAGAUUCAAGAUGGACGCUCAAAGACAAACACACGGUCAUGCUGCGACAGUGGGAGGAGACUCGGGCGAUCGCCGGUCAGAUGCUGGAGUCCGGCGAUCACUCGCUGCUGGUGGACUUCGACAGCCACCUGGACGACAUCACAAAGGACUGGACCAAUCAGAAACUUAACAACAAGAUCGCAGAGCUCGCCUCGCCGGCCAACGGCAGCAUGUAGACCAGUUUUGUAGCACCAGUUUUGUACCAGGGUCCAGAUUUUAUUUUGUGACAACACGACCACCACACGCAGUUCAGGUUUAUUUUUAAUGCUUUAUUUGUUGUGACUGAACAUGGACAUGACGUAAAACAUGCAUAAAUAACACAAUAUUUACAGUUUGGUAGGUCUCUGUAGUCUUCCAACCCCCCCGUCAGAGUGUGCCUUUUGGUUCAGCCCAACACCCCCGCUGACUUAACAUGGAAAAAUCCAACCUUUUAACACUACUGCCAAGCAGCUGUGGUUCAUCUGGUCCUGCUGUGUUCUUUUUGUUGCUGUAUUACUGUUAUUCCCAUGUAUAAGACAAGCUCCAAGGGGUGGACAAAAAAACAGAAACACCUUUUAUAUUAUAAUAAUUUAUAAUAUUAAAGUCGUGCAGUGAAUACAAAUGAGCUGAAGCUGAAGGAAGAUGAAUCCUGAUCGAAUUUGAAAGAUGAAUCGAUCCUCGGUGUCGCGCUAGAAACCAGAAAUAUCUGUACAACAAAAGUAAUUGAGGAGAUGUGAGCAGUGUAUGAACGUACAUGAAGCCAAGAAAAACAAACAUCCUGCGCUUCAGCAGAAUGUAUUUACUGCAGGACUUUUAUAUUGAAAUGUUUCAUAUGUUUGUUUUCCCCUGAUACUUUCUGAACAUCUUAGAAAAUGUCCAAUCAGUGUAAAUGUGAAACACUAACAGACGUUUGAGCGACACUCUGUACACUACUGUAAAUUAUUUUCUCACUUAAUAACCUAACACAUGAUUUCUAACUGGAGCAGGAAUGAAAGUUGUUCAGAGACGUAAUCCAUUGUGUUUAACAACAGGAAGCUAAUGUGAAAACGAAACAGACGUUACAUUAAAAACUAAACUGCUAACGA
This is a messenger RNA of Acanthopagrus latus (yellowfin seabream), 1676 nucleotides long. It is a transcript of the gene emc9, whose product is annotated as ER membrane protein complex subunit 9. The coding region runs from base 171 to 788 and encodes 205 amino acids. The transcript has 6 exons. The record is from RefSeq and is a predicted model, not a curated record. Gene Ontology annotation, cellular component: EMC complex. Lineage: Eukaryota; Metazoa; Chordata; Actinopteri; Spariformes; Sparidae.